AACAGAUACCAUUUCCCCGGCAACGCUGGGAGAUUGACAUUAAAACACUCAUAGAAACACUACAACAAGACACGCAAGGAGAAGAAAGAAUUGGAUCAAGAUGCCCCCUCCUAAAGCCAAGCACUCCAAGAUGGUGACCUUGCUUCACUACAGACUCAAGGUUACCCUUAACGAUGGUCGAUCUCUUGUCGGUCAAAUGUUGGCAUAUGACAAGCACAUGAACUUUGUGCUUGCCGAGUGUGAAGAAUUUAGGACUGUCAAGGGAAAGAAGGCCAAGGCCUCCUCCAACGAGCCCGCUCCCACGACACAACAAAAACGAACUCUUGGUCUUGUCAUUCUCCGAGGUGAAACUAUUGUCUCCGUCUCUGUGGAAGGUCCUCCUCCAGUGCAAAAAGAGGAGCCCAGUUUGAUUCCUGGUCCUGGUAAGGGUAUGGCCGCUGGAAGAGGGAUGCCCCUUGGUGCUGGUGCCCCCGGCGCGAUGGCUGCCCGACCGAUGGCGUAUGCUCGACCCCCUCCUGGAUUCCCUGCCGGAGUCCCCGGUCUUCCCCCCGGAAUGCCCCCAGGAUUCCCUCCCGCAGGUGGAUUGCCACCUGGAAUGCCUCCCGCCGGUAUGCCUCCUGGAUUCCGACCGCCUGGAUUCCCUGGUGCGCCCGCGGGGAUGCCACCUGGGUUCCCUCCUGCUGGUCAGAUGCCUCCUGGGUUCCGUCCUCCACAAUAGGUGUAGAUUCGAGGUGGUAGAUGUUCGAGCGAGGUGUACUGGUAGAUGUAAAGACGGAGAUGGGAGUAGGGCGAUAUAUUCUCUGACUGAUUCCUCUGAUGCAUACAUAAAAG
This is a messenger RNA of Cryptococcus deneoformans JEC21, 831 nucleotides long. RefSeq lists its product as hypothetical. Gene Ontology annotation, biological process: mRNA splicing, via spliceosome. Gene Ontology annotation, cellular component: U4/U6 x U5 tri-snRNP complex; cytoplasm; U2 snRNP. The coding region runs from base 101 to 718 and encodes 205 amino acids. Gene Ontology annotation, molecular function: RNA binding. The transcript is spliced from 8 exons. Lineage: Eukaryota; Fungi; Basidiomycota; Tremellomycetes; Tremellales; Cryptococcaceae. The record is from RefSeq and is a predicted model, not a curated record.